CUCACUAUAGGCUAGAUUUCUGAGUCUGAUGAGCAAGCAGAGGCUUCUUUAUUUCGUGUCGGAGUGGGCAGAGGGGAAGAAGUCUUGCAUAUGAGAUGUCAAUUGAAAGACCGUCCGUUUAUUCUGCUUUGGUCGAUUUAAACUGUAGCCCUAAAAGGGACCGACUGCGCCUUGCCCAAGAGCGUAGGGAGGAGAAAGAGAGGAUUCAAGCGGCGCGAGAGCGGGCAUUGCUGGCGAAGGAGCAGCGGGCACAGCGGCAGCUGGAGCGCUCGGCGGAGGAGCGAGGGCGACGUCUGGACGAGCAGAGGCAGCGGGAGGAGCUCCGCAGGGCGGCCGUGGACCACAAGAGGAGGCAGCAGGAGGAGCUGGAGAAGGAGCGACUGGAGGCUCUGCUGCGGCGUUCCCUCGAGCGCGGACACACCAUGGACCAGAGACCCAAGCGCUGGACCUGGGGCGGCCAGCCCGGAGACUGCCAGGGUGACCAUAAGAGUGGCCUGCCCGCUCACUCCCUAGCCCAUGACCCUGCGUCCGCCAACCCCGCCCGGAUGGUGGCUGAUUUCAUGACCUUGUCUGAGUCUCAGGACUCGUCCCUCAACAAACGCCUGUCCUCCUCCUCCGCCGCAUUACCCAGUGUCACAGAGAGAGCUUCGCCCAGCCCCCACCGCUCUCCCUACAGGGGUUCCCCCAGCCGAGCGGACCGCAAGAAGAACAACAGCGCCGGCACGCCGGGGCCCGUCAUGGAACCCAAAGAACCGCCCAAGGAACCCAAGAUGGCUCAGAUGGAGAAACAGGUUGGAUGCACCACCCCCACCCUGAUAGACCCAACCCCCAAACGUCUUGAAUCCCCCACCACACCAACCAAAUGUGCCUCUACCAAGACACAGAAGCAUCAUGGCACCCCCAAAAGCAGGGUCAGAUCGUCCAAGAGCCGCACCCAGUCCCCCUGCUCCACCGGACAGUACCCGCCGUCCCCGAUGAGGCACCGCGCCUCCACCCCGUCCGACGGCCCCCGCAGGCUGGAGGGCGAGGAGAAGGCCGCCGCCGAGACCCGCGGCACCGGCACCCUGGAGAGGAAGGCCUCCAGGUCCGACAACGCCGAGCGCAAAAUGCCCAAGUCUGCCAGUCGGGAUCUCGGAGACCGCAACGCAGAGUCCCCAGGUACCCCCACAGGGAAGUCCCACUUUGCGGGCACCACUGAUGCGGAGGAGGCGGCCCGACUGCUGGCCGAGAGGCGUAGACAGGCCCGCGUGCAGAAGGAGCUCGAGGACAAGCAGCGCGCCGAGGACGAGAGGCUGCGUGCGGAGGAGGAGGUGCGUGAGCAGCAGGAGGCGCGGGAGCGGCAGGAGCAGGCGGCGCUGUGUGCGGAGCAGGAGCGCAAGCGUCAGGAGGAGGCGCGGCAGCAGAAGGAGCUGGAGGACCGCCGCCAGAGGGAGCGCCGCUGGCAGGAGAUCCAGGACCAAUGGGAGAGAGAGAAAGAGGAGGCGGUGCUGCGGGCGCACCGGGAGGCGGAGCGAAAGCGACAGGAGCGAGAGCUCGUCAAGAUCCAGGAGGAGCAGGAGAGACUGCAGAGGAAGAAGAGGAUUGAGGAGAUCAUGAAGCGGACACGGAAAAGCGAAGAACCAAAGAGAGAGGAUGUGCCCGUGGAGUCGCCAUCCCCCGAGACGGCGCAGGAGUGCAGAGACAUGAAGCAGGCCAGUGUGGACCUGCAGCAGCAGACGCCAGAGCCUGUGGGCGCGGGCCAGUCUCCCCUCAUCAGCCUGGAGCCCCUGGAGGCUAAGCUCUGCGGCGCCGACGACCUCUCCGAUGGCGUCCAGUCUAUGGACGUUAGCCCUGUCUCACGAGAUGAGCUCGUCUCUGUAGCAGACUACUCCCCUGUCCACGAGGCCCCCCAGAAUAGCAUGAGCAAUGCCAAGGCACUGGAGGAUCUGCUGGAGAGUACAGGCCAAGCCGCCUACCCCAGAGUCCCCUCCGCAGCCACCACGCUCGGGGACCUCAAUAAGAACCUGCCGGAGGGCUUCAGCAGGGCCGGGGCUGACCCUCAGCUGAUCCAGAGCUCCGACUCUGACAAGCUUGGCAUCUAAGUAACCAGGGUGUGUCGGUGACUCUUGGCCAAUGGGAGAAGAGGAGGAACUGUAUCAGCCAAUCAGCGUCACCUCUCCAACCUGCAGGAAAACCCCACCACUCCUCGUCCCCAAGACUCUCGGAUGCAAACGCAGAGAGCACACACUGAAUGUUAUCAACAGUUAACUCACUCUGACAGAACACACGGAAACAUACACCAAACACAUCUUGUGCACAAAGACCAACGUGCAAUCUACACAAAAGCAUACACAAAAGCUCACACACAAAAACGCUUUGCCUCUCUGUCAGAGCAGUUCUAUUUCAGAUUACUCUAUGACAUAUGCUGCCUGUGCAGUUCAAUGUAAUAUACUGUAGCAACUCUAUAUUCAUCUCACCCUCCCUAGCAUUUGAUAGGUGAGCCCACCAUUUAGUCCUGUAGCAGUUCAACAUUUCUUUUGAUGUAUUACGCUGUCUUGAGAGUAUUCUGACCAGCAGUCUUACAGUGCACUGUAGAAGUAAAUUUGUGUAGCGUCUAUAUGGUGUGUUGUAUCAUAUGGCUGGGGAAAUGUUGCAAACUUUACUGGAUGAUCAAGAAUUACAUUUCUGAUCACAAUCAAGGCUAUGUAGACUAAUAAGUAUGCAAAAUGUCAUGCAAGCAUACAGUGAAUAAAAAUAUAACAUAAUACACUAUUACACCAUGUCACAUCAUUGUAAAUAACAACAACAAUAACAACAACAACAAAAUGAGAAUUGAAAGGCCAUGAUGUGUGCAGUUAGAAAUUGUCUUUUGAACAGACAUGAAAAAAGAAACUGUGAAUGGCUCCUCGAUCCUUUUUGUUUUCAGACUCUGUUAUUGAACUGUGGUUUGAACACUGUAAAAAGUUGCACUGUAUUAUCCUGUGUCCAGUUGCUCAUGUUGCUUUAUAUUUUGCUGUAAACUCUGCUGCUGCUGCUGCUCAUGACUCUAGUGUAGUGUCGGGGAGAUCAUGGAGCCAAGCCUGUUAUGCAAAAGAGUGUACCGCAUUGAAAGACUCUGCAAGUAUAUCUGCAAAACCCUACAAAUGUACAAAUGUGCCUCGUAGAGUGCCACAAAUGAAAAGGUUCACAAUGUGUAAAGAAAAACAGCCCUCACCAUGAUGUUCCUUGUAAAGACUGCCCUGUCGUCCAUGCUGUAUUGCGCAGGAAGGCAGGGUGCAGCAUGUGUGCUUUGUGCAGUUUUUCAUCUCCUGGUGAGGUCCUCAAGAUACAGGUGGCAGAUUCAAAUCAGUUGUGUAUAGUAUGACAUAUUCCUCCAGAUGUAAAUUGUUUAGGACCAAUCAGGGUGCAACUCCCUGUCAUAGACAGAAUGAACAGCCGUGUUGUGUGCUGCAAAGGUAGAUUGACUGUCUACUCUGUCCAGCUGUCUCUCUGUCCACCCGUCUUCAUCUGAUCACCCCCCCCAGCCCUAAUACCCCCCCCCCUCACAUCCCUGCCCAAUCAUCCUACUGUUGACAUGCUAAGAAUUCUCAUCAGUUUUACUGUGGAAUAUGACAGAAGAAAAAACAUAUUUUAUCUUGAAUAUUGGAAAGUAAAACUUGGUUCAUUUCUGCUUUGUGGAAUAUGUAGACAAACGCAUGGAUCUUCAGCACUGGGGGAGAGCAUUAAUAAAACACUGAUUGGUCAUA
Sardina pilchardus (European sardine) is the source of this 3725-nucleotide messenger RNA. RefSeq names its product MAP7 domain containing 2b (gene map7d2b). The record is from RefSeq and is a predicted model, not a curated record. The coding region runs from base 96 to 2081 and encodes 661 amino acids. Gene Ontology annotation, biological process: microtubule cytoskeleton organization. The transcript has 18 exons. NCBI's taxonomy places the organism in Eukaryota, Metazoa, Chordata, Actinopteri, Clupeiformes, Clupeidae. Gene Ontology annotation, cellular component: microtubule cytoskeleton.